Messenger RNA from Silurus meridionalis, 3253 nucleotides. It is a transcript of the gene foxa3, whose product is annotated as forkhead box A3. Gene Ontology annotation, biological process: anatomical structure morphogenesis; cell differentiation; regulation of transcription by RNA polymerase II. NCBI's taxonomy places the organism in Eukaryota, Metazoa, Chordata, Actinopteri, Siluriformes, Siluridae. The transcript has 2 exons. Bases 386 to 1654 code for a protein of 422 amino acids. Gene Ontology annotation, molecular function: DNA-binding transcription factor activity, RNA polymerase II-specific; transcription factor binding; RNA polymerase II cis-regulatory region sequence-specific DNA binding. The record is from RefSeq and is a predicted model, not a curated record.
CCUCAACACACAUACACACAUUCACACACACAUACACACACACACACACACUGUGCCUGGACUCAGGCCCUCAGACGGAGCACGGUGCACGCACUGCUCCACAGCUGGAUGCUUUUCCCUCUAUUUCUUCUAUGUCUGGAUUUUACUCUAAAACAUUUCAGUGAUCAACCGAAGAUGUUUUUGGUAAUGAGACUGUUAUAAGUACAUGAAAAAGAAAUCCCACUUUCAGAAGAAUUUGUUGGUUUUAAACCCACAAUAUUAUUGGAGCUCGCGGUGAUUGGAUUUUUUUUUUGGGAGAUAUUUUCGAAUGAAUAUCUAACCGGAUCCAGACAUUUGGUAAUUUUGUGAACGAGACUUUAUAUCAUCCAGGUUUUUUUUCUUUGGGAUGUUGAGCUCCGUGAAAAUGGAAAGUCAUGAAAUACCGGAGUGGAGCGGAUUUUACAGCGACGCCAGUGAGAUGUAUUCCUCUGCAAGUGCCAUGAAUUCUGUGAGUAGUCUGAACAGUUACAUCAACCUGAACCCAGCUGGCUCGAGUGCAAGCAUGAACAUGGGAUAUGGAAACCCAGGUCUUAACACCAUGGGAGGAGCAUCCAGUCACAUGAACCUGGGCACCUCUUUAAACACAAGCUCAUUAACCCAAUUAAGUCCUUCAUCUUCAUCCCUGGCUCCACUUUCUCACUACCAGAGCAUGAAUCAGCCCAUCUCUCAGCUCACUUAUUCAUCUCCACCAGCACUGAAUCGUGCUAAGGAAGUGCCCAAGCCAUAUCGUCGCACUCUGACCCAUGCCAAGCCACCAUACUCGUACAUCUCACUAAUCACAAUGGCAAUCCAACAGUCGACCAACAAGAUGCUAACCCUGAAUGAGAUCUACCAGUGGAUCAUGGAUUUGUUUCCAUACUACCGCGAGAACCAACAACGCUGGCAGAAUUCAAUCCGCCACUCGCUUUCCUUCAAUGACUGCUUCGUUAAAGUUGCACGUUCACCCGAUAAGCCUGGGAAAGGUUCCUACUGGGCGCUUCAUCCCAAUUCAGGCAACAUGUUUGAGAACGGAUGCUACCUGAGGCGCCAGAAGCGCUUCAAAAUCGACGACAAGCCGGGAAAGAAGGGUGGGGGAAAGUCUCAGGAUGGUAUGAACUCUAAACAUGGGAAUAGCGAAGGUGUGCAUGAGGAUCGAAGCCCUGGUACAGGCUCAUCUGAUGGUGCCGAUUCAGCCCAGUCUGAUGUUUCCCAUCCUGGCUCUGCAUCUGAUGAGCAGCAAAUGAGUCUAGCACCACUAGACGGUCCACCUCAAAGCGCAAUUCCAUCCUCUAUGCCGCCUUCUGGAUCUCACCUGCACUCCGAGGGCAUGAACACGAGUCCUCAUCUGCUUUCCAGUUCUAUCCAGCAUCAUCACCUGGAUAUGCAGAAUGACCCACUCAAGUCCAUGGACCCACAGUACAACUUCAACCACCCAUUCUCCAUCACCAACCUCAUGUCUAAUGAGCAGAAAAUGGAGCUCAAGUCAUACCAAGAUCAUGUCAUGGCUUACAAUGGCUACGCUGCUUCAUCCCCUGUGGCCGCCAAACAGAUUUAUGACAGCGCUGGACCCUCAAGCAUUGACUCAGGCGCCUAUUACCAGACCCUCUACAGUAGGUCUGUGCUAAACGCAUCCUAGACAGGUGUUUUCCAUUGGUUUUUUUGGACUAAUCAAGUUGUCAGAAACCCUAUGAUUGGUACCAGGCCUCUAACACAAUGGAAACAGACUUUUAUUUAUCUGCUUCUGGCUACAUUUCUUGAAAUACAUCGAAAUGUUAUUGGAUUUGAUAAAAGCAGAGUCUGUAAAUGAAAAAAAAAAAAUUCCAAGUGCUUACCCUGCUUUUCAUCUUAACUUUUUUUAACCUUUCCAAGCUUCCACAUCAGUUGAACUGUAAACACAAUUUUGUGAAAGGAGAGUUUAUAAACUCCUCAAAGGCCUCAGUCAAAGGCAGUCAAUCAGCCAAGAUAUGUUUUGGGUCUGAUGUUUGCUUUUUUAAUUUUGGAUUGGAACUACAGGCCUAACAAAGCUAACAGUUGAGAGAAGCUUAUAGCCAACAGAUUAGAAGCAUAUGAAGGGCAGGUUAAGAUUAUUCUUUUUCAGUCCAUAGCUGAUAUCACUCCACAUGAGCAUCAGACUCUCGUGGGAGGUGUUGGCUAUCAUCUCAAGGCUGGAAUUAGACGUUAGAAGUUAUAUGGUUCAGUUUAUUUGUAUAUUUAGUGUUUAAUACAGAAUUGUCCUAUCUAUUUUUUAAAUGUUUACGUACACAUGGUGUUACUGAGCCAAACAUGGCCUGUUAAGGUGAGUGCUAAACUGGCACACUGUUAGUAAAGUAGUCUUGGCUGAUCAACUACAUUUGUGGUAAGGGAUGACUGUAUAUAAUAUUCUUGACCAAAUUUCCAAAUUAACAGCCUUAUUGAAUUAGGUUACACUGCAGAAACUGAUUACCAACAACACAAGCCUCUGCACAUAGGCCAGUCUGACGAAUACAAUCGAUUUUGUUGAACCUUUGGCCUUUUUAAGGUCAGGGUCUUUUGCUAAAUAGCAGAAUGAAAUACAAACGCAAAAUGUGUAUAUACACUGUCUUUGGCAAAAGGGGAAAAGCCAUUUAUUUAUGAAGGGAAGAAAUUAAUAUAUCUUAUUUUUCUUUUUUGUGUUUUGGGAUUAAUAUGGGUUGUAUAUUUUGUGUCUCUCUGUGUGUGUGUGUGUGUGUGUGUGUGUGUGUGUGUGUGUGUGUGUGUGUGUGGGUGCGUGCAUGUGUGUAUGCGUGUGUGCGCGUGUGGGUGUGUGUGGGUGGGUGUGUGUUGAAGUAACUCUGUUGCUACAGUACAGUCUCAUGUUACAGCAUAGCGUGGCGUUUCUGUUAGCAUAAAGUGCGCAAAUGUGUAAUGUUGCAUUGCUUCAUGUGUAAUGACUUUUUUUUUUAAUAUGCCAAAAAACUGUGGUAAACAUUUUGGCUCAAAGCCCUUUUCUAGUAAUUAAACUCAGUCUUAAUAUUAAGAAAAUAAUUGUUCUGUUAUCAUUUGUAUGCCACAGCAAAGACAUAAUAGUGCAAAGUGCUAGACAUGCAUCUAUAUUCCUUUGUUAAUUUUACAGAAAUCACUUUUUAUGUAUAUUUGGAAUAUCCUCAUUUGUUAUACUUUUCCUUAUUUAUUAAGCUGAAUAUGACUUAAUAUAAUGAUAAAUUGGUUGUAAGGGCAAUUACACAAGAACUGUUUUACCCAUGUCCAAUGCAGUUAA